This is a messenger RNA of Monomorium pharaonis (pharaoh ant), 543 nucleotides long. Its product is annotated as vicilin-like seed storage protein At2g18540. Lineage: Eukaryota; Metazoa; Arthropoda; Insecta; Hymenoptera; Formicidae. The record is from RefSeq and is a predicted model, not a curated record. Bases 1 to 543 code for a protein of 180 amino acids. The transcript has a single exon.
AUGACAAGUGGAGAGUUGAAGGAGAUAAAGGAGGAGUUGAGAGGGAUUAGGGAGUGUUUAUUGGAGAUGACAAGGUUAUGGAAAAUGUGGCAGGAAGGAAAAGGAGGCAGAGGAAAAGAUAGAGAGAGAAGAGAGUGGAAAGAGAACGAUAAGGAGGAGAGGGAAGUGCAAGAGGAACGGAAGAUAGGACGCGAAGAGAAGAAGGAGAUAAGAGACAAGAGGAGAGAGAACGUGGACGAGCACGGGGAAAGAAGGAAGACGAAGACAGGAGAAAGGGAAGCUGACGACGAGGAAGAGAGCAGGAGGAAGCAAGAAAUGAAUGAGAAGAAGGAGAAGGGAGAAGAAGUGGAGGAGAAGAGUUCAAAGGAAGGUAAAAAGAUGGAAAAUAGAAGGCGAACAGAAGAGACAGAGAGAGUAGAAGAGCUAGAGGAGGAAAGAGUAAAAAGAUGGACGAGAAUGGAAAGAAUGGACGGUGAGAAGAAGAGGAAGUUACUGGAGAGAAGGGAGAGGAGAGGGAGAGGAGGAGAAAAGGAGAAAAUCUGA